AUGUACCCCAACCCUCUCGUCUACUGCACCUGCUGGGAUCCCUGGAACUUGGGACCACAGAAACUAAUCGAGACCCCUCAGCUACCAAGAAAGACCUCCCCAGUGAAAUCCAAGCUAACUCCUCCUCCUCUGGCUUCAAAAAAACAAAAUUAUGCCCAACUGAUAACAAAAUCUGUUAUCGCCCCAAAGCUUGCACUAUACCUUAUCUUCCACCUUGAGGCUCAGGAAAUAAUAAACGUGUCACCUGGCUACCGCUUCGUUCGGAAUAGGGAGCAGAUUUGCGUCACCUUGGGAGACGAGAUGUCUGCUAGGAAAAAGCAUUCAGAAUCAGAGAACAUGGACAAAGUCAGGACUUCCAGGACUGCUAUCAUUACUGACCUCGAAGAACAGAUCUCAGAGCUGACAGCGAUAAUAGAGCAAAUGAACAGAGCCCAUCGUUCUGCCCAAAAACUGCUCGCCAAUGAAAUGGAUCUCCGCUGUGCUGAGAUGCAGAAGAACUUUGAAAGCAAGAGGAGAGAACUCGAGGAGACUCACGCAGCACAGCUCAGUGAGCUGGAGAAAAACUACAAAGCAGCCUUGAAGGCAGAGAAGUUGGCUGCCCAGGAUAAACUAGAGGAUAUGGGAAAGGAAUAUAAGUAUCUGAAGAAUAUGUUUCAUAUAUAUCAGGACAGCAUUUAUGAUGGAAUGGAGAAGUGGUCAGAGAAGAAGGCAGAAUGGGAGAAGGAGUGGGAAAAGAUCCUGUUACAGCAAAGUGAGUACAGAAAGUUUAGACUUUUUGAUGACAGAUGCACCAAGAAACUAGCAUUAAGUUUGGUCUCAACUUGAGGAAGGCAGCCUUGAAGUCACGAAGGAUGAUGGGGGAGCUGCAUGGCUGGACUCCUGAAUGGAAAGGUGCCUGGAGUCUUCAAGAAAGUGCAACAAGGAUAGAGUCUUUUAUGUAGUUUAGCCACCUGAGGGUCUCAACCGUACCCUCCAGAACUCACUGAUUGCAAGUUUGGCAAUCAUGUGCUGGAACGAGCUUGUGGACAUCUGUAGGAUUGCAGACUUGUUUUCUGGGUACAGGUGACCCCGAAGUUCCAGAAAAAAAGCUCUUGAAUUAGUUUCAAAUAUUCACUUGUUGGGGGAGGGGCAACACAGUCCAUACUCCCACGUCCCCCCUAGAGGAAGCCAUGUUGUAUAUAUUUUUCAAUUGAGAUAUAUUUUAAUUGAUAUAAGGUGUACAACAUGUUGAUUUGAUACAGUCAUAUAUUGCUGUGUAUUUUUUAAAUAUUUCCAACACUUAGCACAGAGCCUGGAUCAUACAUAGUGCCCUAUAGGACACUUUCCUACCUCCACUGAGCUUCUUCAU
Aethalodelphis obliquidens (Pacific white-sided dolphin) is the source of this 1348-nucleotide messenger RNA. RefSeq names its product flagellum associated containing coiled-coil domains 1 (gene FLACC1). Gene Ontology annotation, cellular component: cytoplasm. The transcript is spliced from 9 exons. Lineage: Eukaryota; Metazoa; Chordata; Mammalia; Artiodactyla; Delphinidae. The coding region runs from base 1 to 825 and encodes 274 amino acids. The record is from RefSeq and is a predicted model, not a curated record.